AUGAAGGAAAAGUCCAAGAAUGCUGCGAAGACUAGAAGGGAAAAAGAAAAUGGAGAAUUCUACGAACUGGCCAAGUUGCUGCCUCUGCCUUCAGCGAUCACCUCCCAGCUGGACAAGGCCUCCAUCAUCCGCCUCACCACCAGCUACCUGAAAAUGCGAGCUGUCUUCCCAGAAGGUUUGGGCGACGCCUGGGGCCAGCCGAGCAGAAUAGGACCCUUGGAUAACGUGGCCAAAGAGCUCGGAUCUCAUUUGCUUCAGACAUUGGAUGGAUUUGUUUUUGUGGUAGCAUCUGAUGGCAAAAUAAUGUAUAUCUCUGAAACUGCAUCUGUUCAUCUCGGUUUAUCCCAGGUGGAGCUUACUGGCAAUAGCAUUUAUGAGUAUAUACAUCCUUCUGACCAUGAUGAGAUGACAGCAGUGCUUACAGCACAUCAGCCUCUUCAUCCUCACCUCUUACAAGAGUAUGAAAUAGAGAGAUCAUUUUUUCUCCGGAUGAAGUGUGUCUUGGCCAAGAGGAAUGCAGGCUUGACAUGUAGCGGCUACAAGGUGAUCCACUGCAGUGGCUAUUUGAAGAUACGUCAGUAUAUGCUGGACAUGUCCUUGUAUGAUUCCUGUUACCAAAUUGUAGGACUGGUGGCUGUGGGUCAGUCUUUGCCUCCCAGUGCAAUCACUGAGAUCAAGCUUCACAGUAACAUGUUCAUGUUCAGAGCAAGUCUGGACUUAAAACUUAUAUUCCUAGAUUCCAGGGUGACCGAUUUAACUGGAUAUGAGCCUCAAGACUUGAUAGAGAAGACCCUUUACCACCAUGUCCAUGGCUGCGAUGUCUUCCAUUUACGAUAUGCUCACCAUCUCUUGUUGGUGAAAGGCCAAGUCACAACCAAGUACUAUCGACUACUGUCCAAGCAUGGAGGCUGGGUUUGGGUACAGAGCUAUGCUACCAUCGUGCAUAACAGCCGUUCAUCUCGGCCUCACUGCAUAGUGAGUGUCAAUUAUGUCCUUACAGAUAUUGAGUACAAGGAACUUCAAUUAUCGCUGGACCAGGUUACCAUUUCUAAGUCACAGUUUUCUUGCAGAAACUCAAUGUCUACCUCACAAGAAACAAGGAGAGUAGCAAAACCCAAAAGUAAUAAAAUGAAGGCAAAACUCAGAAUGACUCCUUACCCUCAACAGCAAUACAGCUCAUUCCAAACAGACAAACUGGAAUGUGGCCAGGUUGGAAGCUGGAGAUCCAGCCCUACAGUGAAUGCUGGCACCAUCCAAGAACAGAACUUCCAUUCAGAAAACAGUGAACUUUUAUAUGCCCCCUCAUAUAGUUUGCCUUUCUCUUACCAUUAUGGACACUUCCCUGUAGAUUCUCAUGUCUUCAGUAGCAAAAAACAAAUGCUGACUUCUAAAUUUGGGCAGUCUCAAGGAUCACCUUGUGAAGUGGCUCGUUUUUUCUUGAGUACAUUGCAGACAAGUGGGGAGCGCCAAUGGCAUUAUGCCAACUCUUUAGUACCUACCAGCCAGUCGCCAUCUAAAAAUCUUCCCGAUCAACCAAUAAAUAUUGCACGUCAUAAUCUUGCACAGAGUUAUGAAGUGCCCAUACCAAACAGAAGAUACAGCCAAGAUGCUACAUCUGACAGCUUUACAAGUUGUGCAACAUCCAUGCCAAAUGGCAGAUACAAAGAAGAGCUUUACAACUCCAGCAUCAUGAAACCCAACAAAAUAGAAAGCAGGAUACAUCCAUCUCAUCAUCUCAUUAAAGAAGAAAACAAGUUAGCUUUCAGCAGAGACCUACAAGAAAAAGUGUGUGUUAACGAAAAGUCUUUUUCAAACUCCAUAGCUAAUUCCUUGUUGCCAAAAUCAGAAUGUUUUCAGGCUAAAGCUAUUGGACAAUUAAGUCAUCUCCUGCCAGUGCCAACAGUAUAUGAACAAACACGGAGAGUAUGUAUGAAAGAACCAAAAUAUGGGCAUAUUAGCCAUCCUGUUAUGAACCUGGAUGAACUAGACAACGAUGACAGAAUGACAGUAAAGCUUGACCAUGACUCUGAAAAUGAACACAUGAUGGAUACAAGAACUACUGGACAAGUCCCAUUUGUAUUUCUGAACUAUCAUCAUGUUUUAGCCAAACAUGGUACAUUUCAAACCUCAUCAUGUACAGCGACAGGACAUGUAGCAGAAAACUAUGGAUACACUUCUGAAGAGGUAAAUACAUUUAUUUAUAAAAACCAAAGUCCAUCAUCAGCCUCUUCUCCAGAAACCCACAAGGAGACUGCACUACCCCAUUAUAUUGGAACUUCUGUAAUAAUAGCCAAUGGGAGGUGA
Molecule: messenger RNA, 2304 nt
Organism: Gopherus flavomarginatus (Mexican gopher tortoise)
Lineage: Eukaryota; Metazoa; Chordata; Testudines; Testudinidae
Gene: SIM2
Product: SIM bHLH transcription factor 2
Exons: 11
Coding region: 1-2304 (767 amino acids)
Biological process (GO): regulation of transcription by RNA polymerase II
Molecular function (GO): protein dimerization activity; DNA-binding transcription factor activity, RNA polymerase II-specific; RNA polymerase II transcription regulatory region sequence-specific DNA binding
Source: RefSeq, a predicted model, not a curated record